Messenger RNA from Nannospalax galili (Upper Galilee mountains blind mole rat), 1600 nucleotides. RefSeq names its product centromere protein Q (gene Cenpq). The coding region runs from base 359 to 1168 and encodes 269 amino acids. The record is from RefSeq and is a predicted model, not a curated record. Lineage: Eukaryota; Metazoa; Chordata; Mammalia; Rodentia; Spalacidae. The transcript has 10 exons.
CUUCCGCCUUCUUCAAAGCUACUUCCUCGUUUCCCGGGUUUUCAAACCCUUGGGCGCGAAAAGAGGGAGCGACGCUUCUGAAACGCUCAGUGGUGAGUCGAGAAAGCGCUUCAAGUGCUGGUGGGUCCGGGAGGGUGAGUUUUGAGCCUCUCGACUUUCAGAUAAACGCCUUCGCUUGUCUUUAAGGAAAGUGAGCCAGUCCUGAAGCAAAGGGCAGCCUUGCAAAUGAGUUUCAACCGAGUUCCAGACAAGUCCUUGCUUACGUGUAUUUAGAUGGAAGUCUAAACUGAGAUAACUUGGUCUUCACGUUUCAGCAAACAGAUUUUUAUACAUUAUAUGAUUGUACUAUCAGAUCAAAAUGUCUGGUAAAGCAAAUGCUUCCAAGAAAAAGACUCAAAAGGUUAAAAGAAUUUCAAAAAGAAGAAUUGAUGAGGAAGUGGAGUUAGCAGAGAAUGAGGUUCGAAACACUGCUAAAAGAAACAAGCGUUUUCCAAAGCUCCCAUCCUCUGAAGGAAUAGAACAAGCAAAGCAUAUUAAACUAAAACAGAUAAAAAUAGCAUCCAGCAAGAGAACAACUUGGCAACCUCUUCCAAAGAAUACUAGAGAGCAUUUGCAAAAUAUGAUGGAAUCAGUAAUACUAGCAAUUUUAAGCAAUAGCAUUAAGGAAAAAGAACAAAUUCAAUACCAUCUCAACUACUUGAAGAAAAGAUUACUACAACAGUGUCAAACAUUGAAAGUCCCUCCCAGAAAGCUGACCUAUUUAACUAAUGUGUCAGAUCUACUGAAAAAAGAAGUGGCACAGGAAAGAGCUAAUGAAGAAAGUCGGGCAUCCCUGCAGGAAGAAAUAGACAAAAUAGUAGAGACCACAGAGUCAAUGACCGAGAAUAUUCAGAGCCUAAAGAACAAAAUUCAGAUUCUGACACAGGAGGUAGAGGAAGAAGAGGAGAAAGUCAAAGAGGUGUUUCACAUGGAUAGUAAUAGGGUGCUGUCUCUUCCAGAACUUUCUCAGAAAAGUCUUAAAGCACCUACACUUCAAAAUGAAAUUUUGACGCUAAUUCCGAACCCGAAUGCUCUUCUAAUGGAUUUGGAUGUUCUGCACAAUUCAUCCCCAAUGAAGACCAUGUCAGCAUUCAUUCAGAAAGCCUAUGAGAAACUUGAUGGCUUUUAGAGUGCUUUUAUGGUAUUUUCAAAAAUUGUUCCAUGUUAAUUUACUGUUCAUGAAUUUGUAAAACGUUUUUCUUUGUGGAGACAGUCUCACUCUGUGCUGCCCAUGCUGGCCUUGAAUUCAUGCCAGUCCUGCCUUAGCCUCCUGAGUGCUGAGGUUAUGAGUGUGAGCUAGCACAUCCACACCGGACUUAGGAAACCUAACCUGUAUUGAUGUUACAAAGCUGAACCUUCUGCGGGAUUGACUAUACUCUGUUACGCACUUUCAAAUAGCCUCUGUGGGCCUAUCAUUAGUAUCUAAUGUAAUCCUGAAAACUUUGUUUAUAUCAGUUCUAAAUAUAAGAAACCCAUAUUUAUGCUGCUGUAUCUGUGGAUAUUUGCCUAAAAUCAUUAGUAAGAAUGAUUUUAAAAAUAGAAUAAAAAGGCCAUGGUCUGA